Penicilliopsis zonata CBS 506.65 is the source of this 1338-nucleotide messenger RNA. RefSeq lists its product as hypothetical. NCBI's taxonomy places the organism in Eukaryota, Fungi, Ascomycota, Eurotiomycetes, Eurotiales, Aspergillaceae. The transcript is spliced from 3 exons. Gene Ontology annotation, cellular component: transcription regulator complex; PcG protein complex. Gene Ontology annotation, molecular function: RNA polymerase II cis-regulatory region sequence-specific DNA binding; DNA-binding transcription factor activity, RNA polymerase II-specific. The coding region runs from base 1 to 1338 and encodes 445 amino acids. The record is from RefSeq and is a predicted model, not a curated record. Gene Ontology annotation, biological process: regulation of transcription by RNA polymerase II.
AUGGACAUCACGACAAUCCUGAAUCGGAAGAACUCUGCCGCCCUGGUCGCUGCAGAAGCACAAUUCCAUCAACACUUCUCUCAAGUCCCGCAUUUAGAUUCUCAACUCUCCGACAUGAGUUCAGAACACGGCGUUUCACAGCCCGGUGACCACACAGUCAUGGCAUUCCCUCCCACCGCUCCUCCUCUCACGCAGAUGCCCAACAUACAUCAAGGCAUGCGGUUUCCGUCUCCCACACACCCGAAUGCCGCCUUACCGAUGAUGCAAAGCCCGUAUGUCGCCGGGGGCUACCCGCCAAAUCUACAAAUCCCUAAUGGGGCUCCGCCUCCACCAGGAAGAUCCGGGGCAGACCCUCCGCCAAAGACCUUCCAUUGCUCAACCUGCGGCAAAGGAUUUGCUCGCCGGAGUGAUCUCGCUAGGCAUGAGCGGAUACACACAGGGAUCCGGCCUCAUGCUUGCGACUGGCCGGGUUGUGGAAAACAAUUCAUCCAGCGUUCAGCCCUGACAGUGCAUUCGCGUGUUCACACGGGAGAGAAACCCCAUAUGUGCGAGAGAUGUGGCAAGCCAUUUAGUGAUUCAUCAUCACUAGCUAGGCAUCGCAGAAUCCAUUCUGGGAAGCGUCCAUAUAAAUGCCCUUAUGCCAACUGUCAAAAGACAUUUACUCGCCGCACGACAUUGACUCGCCAUCAAAAUCAUCACACAGGGACGAUCGAGGAGGCGGCCGCUCAGACGGAAGCCAGUCUGAGACAGAAUAUCAAACGCGAGAGGACUGACGGCAUCUACUCGGAUACCGCAUCCAUUCACUCGGCUCCAUCUCCCGCGCAGCCCGCCACGAUGUCUCCGGGCAGUGACCUCCCUCCGUUGAACAUGCAUCGCUCCGCUGGGGAUUAUUACAUGGGCAAUGGAUCCAUCCCACCUCAUGUACGAGGUGAUUUCCAGCAGGCGAGCCCGCGGGCUUCUCCGGCGGCCACCUCACCCUCACUAUCGAGCUUCGGUAGUGCGCCACACAACCGACCCUCGAUGACAUCUCAUCCCACUGCCUAUGCGCCGCCGCAGCCUCUGGAGCCGCCUGCAAAUAAUGAUCAUCGUCCCAGCAGUGUCAACGGUAGCCCCCAUAUGACCAGUCUGGGAUGGGCAUCUCCGUCACAUGGAAGCAUUCCAUCUCCAGGAUCGGCAAACGAUUUCACAUAUCCCGAACCCAGUGGACCGUCAUAUCCCAGCUCUAUGCCGCCCCAUAUGUAUUUUCCCAACUCCACCAUCCGUCGUCCAACCAGCACUGAGCCGGAGAACUACGAGAUGAAGCCUAGAAUCAAUGAUGGAUGGGGCACCCCUGUCUAG